Messenger RNA from Mesitornis unicolor (brown roatelo), 2550 nucleotides. RefSeq names its product phosphatidylinositol-4,5-bisphosphate 3-kinase, catalytic subunit alpha (gene PIK3CA). Lineage: Eukaryota; Metazoa; Chordata; Aves; Mesitornithiformes; Mesitornithidae. Gene Ontology annotation, cellular component: cytoplasm; phosphatidylinositol 3-kinase complex, class IA; phosphatidylinositol 3-kinase complex, class IB. The annotation marks the transcript as partial. Gene Ontology annotation, biological process: phosphatidylinositol 3-kinase/protein kinase B signal transduction; phosphatidylinositol-mediated signaling; cell migration. The record is from RefSeq and is a predicted model, not a curated record. The transcript has 16 exons. Gene Ontology annotation, molecular function: 1-phosphatidylinositol-4-phosphate 3-kinase activity; 1-phosphatidylinositol-3-kinase activity.
UUUACUCAUACAAAUCACUGCUUGAGAAACUUCAAAGUUAUCUAAAGACUUAAAAAUGCCUCCACGUCCAUCAUCUGGUGAACUAUGGGGCAUCCACUUGAUGCCACCGAGGAUCCUUGUGGAGUGUCUUCUCCCGAAUGGAAUGAUAGUGACUCUGGAAUGUCUCCGUGAGGCCACCUUACUGACUAUUAAACAUGAACUCUUUAAAGAAGCAAGAAAAUACCCUCUCUAUCAGCUCCUUCAAGAUGAAUCUUCUUACAUUUUUGUAAGUGUUACACAAGAAGCAGAAAGAGAAGAAUUUUUUGAUGAAACGCGGAGACUUUGUGACCUGCGAUUAUUUCAGCCUUUUCUAAAAGUCAUUGAACCAGUAGGUAACAGAGAAGAAAAGAUUCUUAAUAGAGAAAUAGGUUUUGCUAUUGGCAUGCCUGUCUGUGAGUUUGACAUGGUUAAGGAUCCAGAAGUACAAGACUUCAGAAGAAAUAUUCUUAAUGUUUGUAAAGAAGCAGUGGAUCUUCGAGAUGCCAAUGCACCGCAUAGUAGAGCAUUAUACGUCUGUCCUCCAAAUGUAGAGUCUUCAGCUGAGCUACCCAAACACAUAUACAACAAACUAGACAAAGGGCAAAUUAUAGUGGUGAUAUGGGUAAUAGUCUCACCAAACAAUGACAAGCAGAAAUAUACCUUAAAAAUCAAUCAUGACUGUGUGCCUGAGCAAGUUAUCGCUGAAGCAAUUAGGAAGAAAACCCGAAGUAUGUUACUGUCAUCUGAACAACUGAAACUUUGCGUCUUGGAGUACCAGGGGAAAUAUAUUUUAAAAGUGUGUGGCUGUGAUGAAUACUUGCUAGAAAAACAUCCACUGAGCCAGUAUAAGUACAUAAGAAGCUGUAUAAUGCUUGGUCGCAUGCCCAAUCUGAUGCUGAUGGCUAAGGAAAGCCUGUAUACCCAGCUGCCACUGGACACCUUUACAAUGCCAUCUUAUUCCAGGCGUAUCUCUACAGCUACACCCUACAUGAAUGGAGAAGCCACAGCCAAAUCGCUUUGGACUAUAAAUAGUGCUCUCAGAAUAAGAAUCCUCUGUGCAACCUAUGUAAAUGUGAACAUUAGAGACAUUGACAAGAUCUAUGUUAGAACAGGUAUCUACCAUGGAGGGGAACCUUUGUGUGACAAUGUGAAUACUCAGAGAGUACCUUGUUCUAAUCCCAGAUGGAAUGAAUGGCUGCUGUAUGACAUGUACAUUCCUGAUCUUCCACGUGCUGCUCGGCUCUGCCUCUCUAUCUGUUCUGUUAAAGGCCGGAAGGGUGCUAAAGAGGAGCACUGCCCAUUGGCUUGGGGAAAUAUAAACUUGUUCGAUUACACAGACACUCUCGUAUCUGGGAAAAUGGCUUUGAAUCUUUGGGCAGUACCUCAUGGGCUGGAGGAUUUGUUGAAUCCCAUUGGUGUUACCGGAUCAAAUCCAAACAAGGAAACUCCAUGUUUAGAGCUGGAAUUUGAUUGGUUUAGCAAUCCUGUAAAGUUUCCAGAUAUGUCGGUGAUCGAAGAACAUGCCAAUUGGACUAUUUCCCGGGAACUGGGGUUUAACUACAGCUGUGCGGGGCUGAGUAACAGAAUAGCUAGAGAUAAUGAAUUAAGAGAAAGUGACAAGGAACAACUGCGAGCCAUAUGUACACGAGAUCCUUUGUCUGAAAUCACUGAGCAAGAGAAGGACUUCCUCUGGAGUCACAGACACUAUUGUGUAAAUAUUCCAGAAAUUCUGCCCAAAUUACUUCUGUCUGUUAAAUGGAAUUCUAGAGAUGAAGUGGCUCAGAUGUACUGUUUGGUAAAAGAUUGGCCUUCAAUCAAGCCAGAGCAAGCAAUGGAGCUUUUGGACUGUAAUUACCCAGAUCCAAUGGUGCGAGCUUUUGCAGUUCGGUGUCUAGAGAAGUCCUUGACAGAUGACAAACUGUCUCAGUACUUAAUCCAGCUAGUACAGGUUCUGAAAUAUGAACAGUAUCUAGAUAAUCAACUUGUGAGAUUUUUACUCAAGAAGGCACUGACCAAUCAAAGGAUAGGACACUUCUUCUUUUGGCAUUUAAAGUCUGAAAUGCACAAUAAAACUGUAAGUCAGAGGUUUGGUUUACUCCUGGAGUCCUAUUGUCGAGCUUGUGGAAUGUACCUAAAGCAUCUGAGCAGGCAGGUGGAGGCUAUGGAGAAGUUGAUUAACCUCACUGAUAUUCUCAAGCAGGAAAAAAAAGAUGAGACCCAGAAGGUACAAAUGAAGUUUCUUGUCGAACAAAUGAGACGGCCAGAUUUCAUGGAUGCUUUACAAGGCUUUAUCUCGCCUCUUAAUCCUGCACAUCAGCUGGGAAAUCUUCGGCUUGAGGAGUGCAGGAUAAUGUCAUCUGCAAAAAGGCCACUGUGGUUGAACUGGGAAAACCCAGAUAUUAUGUCUGAAUUAUUAUUUCAGAACAAUGAGAUAAUCUUUAAAAAUGGAGACGAUUUGCGUCAGGACAUGCUGACACUUCAGAUAAUUAGAAUUAUGGAAAACAUCUGGCAAAAUCAGGGUCUUGAUCUUCG